Molecule: messenger RNA, 5665 nt
Organism: Danio rerio (zebrafish)
Lineage: Eukaryota; Metazoa; Chordata; Actinopteri; Cypriniformes; Danionidae
Source: RefSeq, a predicted model, not a curated record
UUUAAACUGCUUAUGUUUAAAUGAAUAUAAUCAUUUUCUGUUGUUUCUGUAAUUGCUGCGUAUUUUUAUAGACUAUAGAACAUACAUUAUAUAGAGAUAAAUUAUUGCAACUAAAAUUAUUGCAACUAAAAUGAAUUGAUUUACAUAUUUUUACGUUUUAAUUAGUUUUACCGCAUUGCAUUUUAUGUAUUUAUUCAUUCUGGUGCAUUAAAAAAUAAGGUCGCUUUGUGUGUCGUGCGAGAUAUUUGUGAAUGAAGACGGGGCAGAUGUAAAUGUUCGUGAGCGUGGAGCGCACAUUAAUAACGACCUCCGCCUCGUACGUGACCGCAUCAUCGUCUCAUUCAAAAAACGAAUCCGCAGAGAAGAGCAUCAGAGUGUUGGAAAUAUGAACAGUGGACUCUAAACAACAACAACAACAUCAACAGCAUCAUCUUGGACCAUCGGGAGACAUGCGGACACCACAGCAGCGCUCCUGAAUGAGAAACCCUGCAGUGGGGACAACAACUGAUCCACUUCCACCGAAAGGUCGUAUUUUCUCCUGUGGUGUCUGUGUGGAGCGUGCCACACAUCCACUCCACAACAACGACGGCUUUUGCUUGCAUCUUCCAGUGUUUCUUCUGUCAGCAAGUUCAGCAGAGCUGCAACUCGUCCAGCGCCAGCCCGGAGGAACCCAGCGAGGAGCACCACGACUGUGAGAUGGUGAAAAUGACAAAGUCCAAAACCUUCCAGGCUUACCUGCCCAACUGUCACCGAACCUACAGCUGUAUCCACUGCCGGGCACAUCUCGCCAAUCACGAUGAGCUCAUCUCAAAGUCAUUCCAAGGCAGCCAGGGACGAGCCUACCUCUUUAACUCAGUUGUGAAUGUCGGUUGUGGUCCAGCAGAGGAGAGGGUUCUCCUAACAGGUUUACACGCUGUGGCGGACAUCUACUGUGAAAACUGUAAAACCACUCUGGGCUGGAAAUACGAGCAUGCGUUUGAAAGCAGUCAGAAAUACAAAGAAGGCAAGUUCAUCAUCGAGCUGGCUCAUAUGAUCAAAGAUAACGGCUGGGAGUGACCUUCACCUUCUUCUUCUCCGCUCAGUGACCUUUGGCCUGCUCUGCCGUGGACUUUGUCAAGUGACACCACCACAAACAAACACACGCACACAAACAAGAAAAACCCACGCACACACGCCACCGUCGACACAUCCAGACAUGUCAACUGGGUCAUCACAAAACGCAAAGGCAGAGCGGCGGGAAGCCAAUCCGAGACAUUGACGGGUCACUGAAAGACUCUGUGGGAACUUCUCCGAGAUGUACAUGUCAACACUUUGGGAUCUGAACCUUCUCCCUGCUGGACUCAAGUUUCUGCCCCAUUAACUGGUUUGGGUGUGCUCGGCCCUCCUUGUGCUCCUCGUAAGCCGUUAACAGUAUCCAGAAGACACACUUUUCUUUUUUUUAAUCUCCACUUCACAUCCUCCUCCUCUUUUUGUGAACGAGCAGGAGCUGUGCAGUUUUUAAGUGUGCGUUUUCUUUCUUUUUGGGAUGGGAAUCCUCCUUCCUGGUGGAUUGAUGUUACUGGUUAGCAUUUGACGAAGCCUCCUCUGAAGUCAGGCCUUCACGAUUGGCACCCGUUAGAUUGGGCUAUGUAGCAGUAUAUUUGGGAUGGGGUGGGCGCUCAGCAUUGCAGUGGCAUGGCAUUUAUUUUGGUAUUUAUGAACUCCCGUUUUAACCGUUUUUCGGAUGACUUCACUGUGCAAUUCGUGGGACACUCUGGUACAGCAGUAGCAUCUGACCCCCCCUGCAGGAGCUUUAGUUGUCUCUGGUGCUUUUUUUGUUUAGUGAGAUUACACAAACACACGUCUUUGAGUUGGCAUUUGUGGCAGGAUCCAUUUUGCAACCAUAACCAUAGACGAGAGAAAGACGAGCGACAGCCGUUUGGAUGAGAAACUGAAACUAGUGUCCUCCUCAGAACAAUGUUGUGUUUUCAUCCCCCUUCACGCCAAAUGAUUUUACAAAACUAUUGUUGUUGAUAUUACAAUCAUGUGUUUGUUCAUUGCUAUGUGUGAUUUGUGUGUUAAGCACAUGUUUGACGCAUUAUGUUUAUGGCAUACUUGAAUGCAGUUACUUUGUUUGCACUUUGCAGAGGCCUUGUUCAUGGGUUUAGAGGCAAAAGUCUGUCCAUUUUAUGGCCUUUUUUGUUCAUCGAUAAUAAUGGAAUGAUUGUAUUAGAUGCUUUGAAUGAUUCGCGGGAUCGGGUGGUUGCUGGCUUGAUCAUCUCCCUCUAGUUUCACAGAAAUCUGGCUUUCUUUCGCUACGUCAUCCAUUUUGGAUUCAACAGAAGCAGGUCUCUUUUUAAUUUCUUUUUACAAUCGGAUUCAAAGUGGCGCUAGGUGAUUCUUUUGCUGCUAAUAGAGAUAAAUGCAAUCCAGAGCUUUCACUUUAAACCUUCUGCACUUUACCCGGGCUGUCUGAGAGCAUGCGAGCGGACGCGACUUCCUUUUGUAGCUUUUCUCCACAUCUUUGCCUCUAAGCAGCAUGAAUCUUGUGCCUCUUCAAAAGAUUUAUAUAUAUAUAUAUAUAAAAACGAAAUCUCCCUCUCCUGUGUUGUGCGGCGCAUGACUAUGAGAAUCCAGCACAUCUACUAGAAGCUCGAAAACGACACGAACUUGGAAACGAACCUCACGGAAAAACCUCGAACGUCUAUACCGAUAUAAUCCAGUAUUUUUUUCAUAGUUCUAUGUCAAAGCUAGAGCUGUUCUGAAAUGGCGGUGGUUGUAUUCGGGUUUAAAAGAGGGCGGGGCUGUUAGAGUGGGAGGGGGUGGAGCUUCUUAUAGAGUAGAUUUUUAUUAAGUAUAAAUAAAUAUCUAUCAGAUAAUACCAAUAAAUAUCGAGGUUUUGGGUGGGUGGGAUUGCGGGCAAUAGUAGAAUGAAUGGCGAACCCUCUGUUACAGCGGUCGCCGCCGAAAAAGGUCAGUCAGGUCACGUGACCUUUGAAUCAGUCAAUGCAAACAAAAUAGUUGUAGAAAUAUCUUACUUGAAAGAUGAUACAGAGUUACAGACAAUACCUUGUCCCUCUCUCACACAGUUUUGUACAUAACGUAACAUAUUUAAGGUUUUAUACAUAUUUCUACUGGGUUAGUUUCUCUACUUCCCCGACUUGAAGCACUUUUGUUCACUGUACCUCUGGCUUUAUAUAUAUAUAUAUUUGUGUGUGUGUGAAUGAUGAGAGUGUGUAUGUGCGGAUGCAGGAGUGUGUGUGUGUGUGUGUGUGUGUGUGUGUGUGUGUGUGUGUUCCCUUACUUCCCUCACUUUAUUUGUGCUGUUGUUCACUAGUUCCUCUGUGCUGUUUCCUUUAGCACACUUCUUUUUGAGGUGUUUUGAUGUGUGCUUUUUAGCUUGAUGAUAAUGAGCUUUGUGUACUUUUAGUUCUUUUUUUUCCUCCGUUCUUUAUUAUUAAAGUUGAUUAUCAUUCUUUGAUGGUUUCCUGUCGAGAGCCUAACGUCUGCCGGUUGUGUUUUAGCAUCGUGGUCAGCGGUGAGCUGGAUUCACCUGACGAAAUUUCACAAUAGAAACAUAGACUCAGACUAUUUUACAAACAUUAAAAUCGAAUACAAUGAGUUUUAAAAGCAGAACUAGAUGGAGGCCAGUGUCACACUGUCAGUGCGCACCAAAAAAUAUGACUUCGCUCAACCAAAACAAACUUUGAGUGUUCUUUUUGAAGAGAUAGUUCACUCAAAAUUAAAAUAACCUCAUCAUUUAUUCAUUGUUUUUGUUCACAAAAGAAGAUAUUUUGAAGAAUGCUGGUUGCUUUCAUCCAUCGAUUUUCAAAAUACAUUCAAAAAAUGAGCUUUUUUUGGGACAGCUUAAUUGUUUUAUCCACUAAAAUUAGCCGAUUUGAAUGUUAUUACUUGAUUGAAUGGGCAUUAUCAGCUGAUAGAUAUGGGCCAUUUGGGGUCUUCUGUGCCUACUGGUUGGCUUAGAAGGCUGUUAUCAUCUAUCCACAUGGUUAGUCAGCUAUAGAUCACAUAUGGCUGUGGCCGGAAGUUAACAAGAACUAUUUACAGUAUGUUGUUUAUUAAAUUUCCCAUUAAUUGAAUUUUAUUAACGUCUACCAAUACCUUAACCCUAAACUCAACCGCCACAGUAAUGUAAAAACAGAUCUGGAUCUAGCUGAUUAACCACAAGAAUGUUAUAUUAUUUACUAAAUUUUCCAUUAAUUGUAUCUUAUUAGCAUUUACCCCAACCCUAACCCCAACUAUCACAGUAAUGUACGAACAGAUCUGGAGUCGACUCUAUUAGUAUAGCUGAAUAGCCAUGAGAAUUAGUUAAUACUCUGUAAAUUUCCCAUUUAUUUUAUGUUAUUAACGUCUACCCCAACCCUAAACCCAACUAUCACAGUAAUGUACAAACAGAUCUGGAAUGUUCUCUAUUAGUAUGGCUGAUUAACCAUAAAAAAUUUUACAUUACUUGGUAAAUUUCCCAUUAAUUAUAUCUUAUUAGCAUCUACCUAAACCCAACUGACACAGUAACAUACAAACAGAUCUGGAUCUUGACUCUUCUCUAUUAGUACAGCAGAUUGACCAUGAGAAUUAGUUAUAUUAUUUAUAAAAUUUUCCAUUGGUUGUAUUUUAUUAAUGUUUACCCCUACCCAACCCUCACCGUAACGUUCAAACAGAUCUGUAGACUUCUCUAUUAGUAUUGCUGAUUAACUACAAGAAUUAUUCAUAUUACUUGUUAAAUUUCCCAUUAAUUGUGUUUUAUUAACAUCUACCUAAACCCAACCCUCACAGUAAUGUAAAAGCAGGUCUGGAGUCUUCUCUAUUAGUAUAGCUGAUUACCAUGGGGAUGGAUGAUAACAGCCUUCUGAGCUAACCUGUAUCUAUUAGCUGAUAACGCCUAUUCAAUCGAGUGAUAACAUUAAAAGCAGGUGCUUUGAAUUUGCAAAAACAAUUAGGUUAAUUUAAUCAAUUUGUGUUGGGAUAACAUGAAGGAACAGUGUGGAAUACAGCAUUUUUACGGUAUCGGAAAAAAAUAUGAUGGAAGUCAAUUGGUGGCAGCUCCAACAUUCUUCCAAAUAUCUUCGUUUGUGUUCAACAAGUGAGUAAAUAAUGACAAAAUGUUCAUUUUUAAGUGAGCUAUUGUUUUAUAAUUACUGGGUCAAACCAAAAAAGCAAGUUUGUGGCCUCUCCAAAUACAAAGUGGGCAAUUAUUCAUAUUUGUCUUUGUUUUUUUGUUGAUUUGAGAAUUGUGAUUUGUCUUUUACUGCAACAUAUUGAAGUGUUUCUGAUGUUUUGGCGAUUAGAAAAGAUUGUUUACUUCCCUUUUUUCCUUGUUUCUUUUAGUGACACUGGUUUCAGACCUUUCUAGAGCUGAGAUUCGUCAUUCUAGUUAAAGGCGACAGUGGUAUGCAAAGGAAACGAUUGUAUACGUUUGCUGAGUUAUUUUCUUAGGACUGUUAAAAUAUAAGGUCUAAAGCAUGUUGUAUUUAUAAUGGCUAUAUUAAGUCGUGCCUGGUUUUCUUUCUUUUCUUUUCUUUUUAUUUCUUCAAUGCAAAAAAAAAAGCUUUUUCUUCUUUUUACUUGAUUACAUUGCUUUGCGUUCUGUCCUAGUAAAGAAGAGUCACAUUUGUCUGUUUUCACUGUAUUGUAAACUAUCAGAUAUCAUAAUAAAGCUUAAAUGGUA